GUACUAAUAAUCAAUAAUAAUCAAUAAUAAUCAAUAACGCUGGUUAUGAGUGGCUUUAAGUUUAAUAGUACUAAUAAUCAAUAAUAAUCAAUAAUAAUCGAUAACGCUGGCUGAGAGAGGCUUCCUUGCUGCGGAGCUUCCUGGCCCAUGUGGACUCCAGAGACCAGCUCCUCGGUGGAAACGGGGGCAGCAGCGGUGGGCGGGACUAAACCACAUCUGGAUGAAAAACAUCUGGACUGCUCUCUCUCUCUGCGUACAUGAGCGCCUCUCCGCUGACACCGGGGCCGAAGACCGACCGACGGACGGGACCGAACCACCGACGGACCGACUGUGUGUUCUGACUUCGCCCGCAGAUGAUGGCUCGGUGCUGGACGCUUUGGACCGGGAUCCUCGUCCUCCUGACUGCCGGGCUUCCUGUUGUCGUCCAGUCUUUCAGCCACCUGAGCUUCAACCUGUGUAGGUGGUGUGAGGUGUCCAGUCCGGUGUGUAGAGACAGCGUCUGCUUCAGUAACUGCACCCUGUCCUCCUUCUGCACCGUCAUAGAGGAGAUCUGCAUCGCCAUGUGGAGGAAGACCAACGACACAAUGACAGUGCACACGAUGUGUCACAACCCCACUCUGCCACUAGAGGGCGUCGACCCCGGCCUGCUGCUGAACUUCACCUCCAGAGAGUGUCACAUGGUCCCACAGCCCGCAGAGGACGGCGCCAUGAUGGUCUGCGGCUGCCAGGGAGAACACGAAUGUAACGACAAGCUCAUCUUCGACAAGGGAGCCAACGGAUUCUCCAAGCUGCAGAGUAAAGACGUGAUCCCGGUGGUGGUGGUUAGCCUGGUGCCUCCUGUCCUGGUGGCCAUAGUUGCCACCGCCGCCUUCUACUUUUACCGCACACACCGUCCUGACAAACCGGGCCCUCCUGCACGCCCUGACUGGCCCACCAAACGCACCCCAGAGCUCUACGAGGCUUUCGACCAGCCAUGUGGGGGUCUGGGGGCUCGGGGAGAGGGUGGAGGAGGAGGUGUGACGGGUCCUGGGGCUGAAGGGGAGGAGUCUAAUGCCAAGCUGCCAUCUUCCAACAAUGACAUCAUCAGUGACAUGACAGAUUGGCAUGGCCAACUGGCUGAACCACUGCCCAUCAAGCUGGAGGUCCUGGUGGGGAAGGGGCGCUUUGCUGAAGUGUGGAGGGCACGCCUGCUGCAGGGCGAGAGGGGUGGAGUUAACAGUUAUGAAAGUGUGGCGGUGAAGGUGUUUCCAGCUGUAGAGUACGCCUCGUGGAGAAACGAGUGCUCCAUCUUCUCUGACCCCAAGCUGGAGCAUGACAACGUGGUUCGAUUCCUAGCAGCGGAAGAGAGGGGCCCGCCCGACCACGCCCUCAGGAAGUACUGGCUGGUUUUGGCCUAUUACAGCCUCGGGAACCUGCAGGACUUCCUCACAGCCAGCAUACUGAGCUGGGAGGAACUUGUUCCCAUGGCAGGCAGCAUUGCUCGGGGGUUAGCUCAUCUCCAUAGUGACACAACGCCCAGUGGGGUACCAAAGGUGCCAGUUGCCCAUCGGGACCUGAAGAGCAGUAACAUUGUGGUGAAGAGCAGGAAGGAGUGCGCUCUGUGUGACUUUGGUCUGGCGUUAAGACUGGACCUCUCCCUUACUGUCGACGACUACGCCAACAGUGGACAGGUGGGGACAGCUCGCUACAUGGCUCCUGAGGUACUUGAGUCCAGGGUGAACCUGGAGGACCUUGAGGCCUUUAAACAGAUGGAUGUGUACUCCAUGGCUCUGGUCCUCUGGGAGAUGGCGUCCCGCUGCCACGCCAUCGGAGAGGUGAAGAGCUACGAGCCGGCGUUUGGCUCCAAGGUUUGUGAGCAGCCCUGUGUGGACAGCAUGAGAGACCUGGUGCUGAGGGACCGAGGACGGCCGGACAUCCCCUCAGCGUGGACGCAGCACCAGGGGAUGAGUGUCUUCUGCUCCACCAUCACUGAGUGCUGGGACCACGACCCUGAGGCCAGACUGACGGCUCACUGCGUGGUGGAGCGCUUCAGUGUGCUGCAGCAGGAGGAGGAGGAGGAACCGAGGCCAGAAGCUGACGGAGAGGAAGACGGAGACAGAGAAAAGGACUCAGAGACACCAGACAAUGAUCGGGUUCCCUCCUUCUCCACUGCUGCUUCCUCCCCCUCCUCCUCUUCCUCCGUCCAGACUCCUCAGCCAGACUCAAAGAGAGGUGGUACAGAGGUAUCCCAUGAUUCCCUGGUUCACACUGGCUCCGUGGUGUGAGCGCUAUGACCCUCCUUCGUCCCGUCGCUGGCUGCGUUUCCACUGCCCGUGUAAUCUUGUUACUGUGACUCACAGUGAAGUGAUAAGUGACUAAAAGUGGCCGUAAAAACUCAGCCGGAGCGGCAGAUAAAGUGCGUAUUUAAAAACGAGCCCAACCCUCUGCGUUAGCUUAUUUGCUGGUUUUAUGGAGUUCACCCUUUUUAGCCGUGCUGGCAGUGUUGAUCAUUCCAGGCUGAAAUAUCUCCACAAGUGUUGGAUGGAUUUCAAAGAAAUGUUUGUCCCCAGAGGAUGAACCCUAGUGACUUUGGUAAUCCCCUGAAUUUACCUCUAGCGCCACCAGCAGGCUGACAU
Molecule: messenger RNA, 2615 nt
Organism: Siniperca chuatsi (mandarin fish)
Lineage: Eukaryota; Metazoa; Chordata; Actinopteri; Centrarchiformes; Sinipercidae
Gene: tgfbr2l
Product: transforming growth factor beta receptor-like
Exons: 8
Coding region: 354-2264 (636 amino acids)
Biological process (GO): transforming growth factor beta receptor signaling pathway; protein phosphorylation; cellular response to growth factor stimulus
Cellular component (GO): signaling receptor complex; plasma membrane
Molecular function (GO): transforming growth factor beta receptor activity, type II; activin receptor activity; SMAD binding
Source: RefSeq, a predicted model, not a curated record